CUAAUAUAUAAAACUAAAGUCCAAUCCAAACCCUAAUUAUCUAUCACACCUCAACGCCGCCCACCUCUUCACAACACUGUGUUGUGGUAUUCCGGUGUAACUUCAGUUUUGCGUUUUUGAAUUCAGAGUUUCACAACAGAAAGUGAAAAGAAUGAGUCGAGGAGGUGUAACUGCUGCGAAGGGCAAGAAGAAGGGGGUGACAUUCACCAUUGACUGUGCAAAGCCAGUGGAGGACAAGAUCAUGGACAUUGCGUCUCUCGAGAAGUUCCUUCAAGAGAGGAUUAAGGUUGCUGGCAAGGCCGGUGCUCUCGGUGACACAGUCGCCGUCGCACGCGAGAAGACCAAAAUCAUUGUUACUUCCGACAGCAACUUCUCUAAACGGUACCUCAAGUACUUGACUAAGAAGUAUUUGAAGAAGCACAAUGUGCGUGACUGGCUCAGAGUGAUUGCUUCUAACAAAGAUAGAAGCGUUUAUGAACUGAGGUACUUCAAUAUCGCUGAGAAUGAAGGAGAGGAAGAAGAUUAGUCAUGUCGGUUUAUUCAUUUGAGAACCUUUUUACCCUUCUUCUGAAUGGUUGAUUAUCUUUUGGCUUGAGCUCUGUUUACAUUAGUUGCAAUUUAACAGUUUUGUUUAUUUGAGAGUUGUGAUUCGGAAUAGAGUUCACAUAUUAUAUUUUUAUUAAACUGAUAUUGAGAUCAUCUCAAAGCCCAUCCCUAGUAUCUUAUUAUUUGUUCUUAUGUCUUGCAAUUGAAAAAUGUUUCAUCAGAGCAUCGGUUACUUGCUUCUGGAAAAGCAAUAUAGAAUUUGGUUUGCUUAUUGACUUAAA
Vigna unguiculata (cowpea) is the source of this 827-nucleotide messenger RNA. Its product is annotated as large ribosomal subunit protein eL22z-like. Gene Ontology annotation, cellular component: ribosome. Gene Ontology annotation, molecular function: structural constituent of ribosome; RNA binding. The record is from RefSeq and is a predicted model, not a curated record. NCBI's taxonomy places the organism in Eukaryota, Viridiplantae, Streptophyta, Magnoliopsida, Fabales, Fabaceae. Gene Ontology annotation, biological process: cytoplasmic translation.